Messenger RNA from Paramecium tetraurelia, 975 nucleotides. RefSeq lists its product as uncharacterized. NCBI's taxonomy places the organism in Eukaryota, Ciliophora, Oligohymenophorea, Peniculida, Parameciidae. The transcript is spliced from 2 exons. The record is from RefSeq and is a predicted model, not a curated record.
AUGAUUUGUCCGAUUCAUCCUGGCAAAAAAAUAAAUGUGAUAUGUAUAGAACCUCAUGGAUGUUAAAAAAAACUAUGUAGUGAAUGUUAGUACUACCAUGGAGGAGAUACGAAAUAAUAUCUCCCUUUCUAAAGAGUCCUUAAUAAAUUAAAACUCAAAAGUGAAGAAUUUCAACUUUAUAAAUAAUAAUUGAAAGAAAAAUUCACAUUUCCAGAUUUAAUCAAAUAAAUUGAUUACCAGUUAAUCGGAGUUUGGAAAGACUUAAGAGAAUCUUUCUAAAAAAUUAAUGAAGGUAUUGAAGACUAAGAUAUUAUAUAUUUGAAUUUAAUGAACUCUGGGCUAUCACCAUCAGAGUAUUCUUAUUCAGAUCUUGAAAUAUUAAUAAAUAUUUUAUAAACCGAUGAACUAAAUAACUGGAAUAAAUCAAAAUCCCAUUACUUCAAUUAAUCAUAAUAGGCUACUUUAAUGUUGAAAUCAGAAGUAGAAAAAUUAUAACAAUUUAUAACAGAAUAAUUUUAGGGAGUUUUGGCAUAUAAAAAAUAGUAAGAGUAUGAUGGUUUUCUGGAUGCCAAAUCUAAAUCAACGAAAACUAAAUGUCAAAUAAUAUACACUAAGUUUAAUGAAAUUUAGUAUAAAUGCAAUGGUGAAAUUCUUUAGACGAUUAUAAUUUAUGAUUUACUAAAUAAGCCACAAAUAAUUAAAAAUCUAGAUGUCCUCAAGCACGUUCAUUGGAAAGGUGAAUUAGGGAAUGAUUACAAGAAAGUAGGCUUAUGGACAGCAGAAUGGAUGGAUACAAAACAAAUAGUUUCUUGUGGUUCGUACUCUUAAAAUGGAAUGAAAUAUGGUUAUUGGAUAGAAAUGGUUAAAGAUUAUUUUCAAGAAAUGAAUCUUUUAGAAGUGGGCGAAUAUGUGAAUAAUCUGAGGCAAGGGACGUGGAAGUAUUGCUAUAACUUUGAAUAUAUGUAUUAAUUUUGA